Pieris macdunnoughi is the source of this 1272-nucleotide messenger RNA. The record is from the annotation of a GenBank genome assembly. NCBI's taxonomy places the organism in Eukaryota, Metazoa, Arthropoda, Insecta, Lepidoptera, Pieridae.
AUGGCUGUAACUUUUAAUAAAUUUACGAAAUUGUGGACGUCUGUCUACAACAAUAAUAUAAGGGCGCUAUCGACGACAUACUCUAACAAAGCUAAAGUAAGUUUCAAUUGGGAGGAUCCUUUGAACUUGGAAACUCAAUUGCUUGACGAUGAAAAGGCAGUUCGUGAUUCUGUUAAAAGUUAUUGUCAUGAAAAACUGAUGCCUAGAAUUAUAGAGGCAAAUAGAAAGGAAAUUUUUGAUAGAGAGAUCUAUAAAGAAAUGGGGGAGCUAGGUAUCCUUGGGUGUACUAUCAAUGGCUAUGAAUGCGCAGGAGUCUCGAAUGUUACAUAUGGAUUAAUUACUAAGGAAUUAGAUGGUGUUGACUCGUCAUAUAGGUCGGCAAUGAGUGUUCAAAGCAGCUUAGCCAUGGGUGCUAUUUACAUGUAUGGCUCAGAAGAACAAAAGCAAAAAUAUCUACCCAGAAUGGCAAAAGGAGAGUUGGUCGGUUGCUUUGGGUUAACCGAACCGAAUUUCGGGAGUGACGCUGGUGGUAUGGUCACCAAGGCAAAGUACGACUCAAAAACAAAAACCUAUAUCUUAUCUGGAUCAAAAACGUGGAUAACUAACUCGCCGAUCGCAGAUAUACUUAUAAUAUGGGCUAAGAAUGAAGAGGAAAAGGUAAGAGGUUUUAUAGUUGAGAGAGCUCAAGUAAAAAAAGGUUUAGAUACACCAAAAAUCAACGGUAAAUUUUCCUUGCGAGCCUCAGCUACGGGCAUGAUAUUGCUCGACGAAGUGGCUAUCCCGGAGGAGAAUUUAUUGCCGAACGUCGUAGGAAUUAGAGGGCCUUUUGGAUGUCUCAAUAAUGCUCGGUAUGGGAUCGCUUGGGGCGUACUCGGUGCCGCCGAAACGUGUUUGCGGAUCGCUAGGCAGUACACAUUAGAUAGGAAACAAUUUGGAAGACCGCUCGCUUCGAAUCAGCUGAUACAGAAAAAAAUGGCUGAUAUGUUGACAGAGAUAAGCCUCGGUUUGCAGGCGUGUUUACACGUGGGACGUUUGAAAGAUAAAAAUUUGGCAGCUCAUGAGAUGGUGUCCCUAUUGAAGCGUAAUAAUUGUGGCAAGGCGUUAGAAAUUGCGAGAAUCGCGAGAGACAUGCUCGGAGGAAACGGUGUGUCGGAUGAAUAUCAUAUUAUUCGACAUGUCAUGAACCUCGAGGCAGUCAACACUUACGAAGGAACACAUGAUAUUCACGCAUUAAUUUUGGGCAGGGCCAUUACUGGGAUAGCUUCUUUUUAA